AUGAAUUAACCACAGACUCGACAAGUGUAGAAGUUAACAAUCGACGAUAAAUAAAAAUUUGAAUUAUAAAAGGAAAUAUUCAUCACCAUCAGAUUAAUCGAUAUGGUAGAAAAGUGUGCAUAAUUGGCUGAUGACAAAAUAACCCCAGAAAAACACUCCCAGGAAAUCACAAAGUUGAUCGAAAGGUACAAAAACUUCACCUCCAAAAUCGACAAAUACGAUCUCAACUCAUUCAUCAAGGAAUAUGGACUGGAAGAUUGCAAAUUCGGAAUCGACAGAAUAAACAAAGGCCCUCCCCAAAUCAAACAAGGCAACAGAAUUCAAUUAGUCGUCGAUAUCAUGCAAAGAUUCUAUUUGAUGCAAGACAUCAUCCUCGAAAACAAGGACAACCCAAAAACACAAAUCUUCAAACCCAUUGUCGACCAGUUGAUCAUGUUCCUCAACAGAGCCAAAACAGAACUCCCCCCAUACAAAUCAUAUUUAGAAGAACUACAAUAAUUUUCCAAACAACAUCUAGAAAAUUAGAUUAUCGGAGUCAUACCCGAAGAUGAAUUUCAAAAGUUCGAAAGCAUUAUAGAUCUGGCUUAGCAGAGUUUUAUGACAUCCCAUUCACAACAAUGA
Paramecium tetraurelia is the source of this 621-nucleotide messenger RNA. RefSeq lists its product as uncharacterized. Gene Ontology annotation, biological process: endosome transport via multivesicular body sorting pathway. Gene Ontology annotation, cellular component: ESCRT I complex. The record is from RefSeq and is a predicted model, not a curated record. NCBI's taxonomy places the organism in Eukaryota, Ciliophora, Oligohymenophorea, Peniculida, Parameciidae. The transcript is spliced from 4 exons.